CGUGGUGUCGUGACUCGCAAGCGCUGAGCAGCCGGACGGAGUCGGAGCAUUUGUUUUAAAUCCCGCGGAACUCUGAGUCACAUUCAGGGGAGAGAAAAUCGCAGUCGGAGUUUAAGUCCGGGAGAAAGAUAUGUGUUUUUUACUCUCUCCAAAGGAAUAAAACAGGAUUUUCGCUGUAAGCCGCGAGCCGGAGAUAAAGUGCGGGGGAACGGAUAAAGCGCGAGCGCGGCGCGAGGGAGCGAGUGAGCGCGGCGAUGAGAGGAGAGUCGCUGAGGAAUCGCCUGCGGAGUCGUUUACUGUGUAGGUCGCGUUUAUUUCACUUUAUUAUCGCUUCAUUAUUGUGGAAAAAAGGAAAAUAAAAGCGGAAGGUGAAGUUCUACAGGUACAGGUGACUCCUGAGAAGGAUGCCCAGUGCUGAAGUUUUAGUCUCAGUUCAGUCUUGAUCAUCAGACAUGGGGGUGGGGGUUCUCAAGGCUGACGGCGUGAAUCAGCGGCCUCGCUGCGAGCAUGGAUCGUUAUAGCUGACGAGCGUUGACGAUGAAGCAUGUGACCAGAAGAAGUUUGAAACUUUUGUGGCAUUGAGGAAGACUGAACCGAGCGCAUCCUCCUCCUCGUGCCGCUGCUAGUCAGCAUGUUGCGCUUGCUUUCGCUGAAGCUCGCCCGCGUCUACCGCUGCGGCAAGUUCCUCUUCAUCGCGGCGCUUUUCGUGGUCUUCCUCAUGAACACCCACAACCUGCUCGCCUCCUUCCAGAGGAAUGAGCUCACUGACCGCCGCUUCAUCGGCCUCAACAAGUGCCCGGCCUGCUUCGGGACCAGCUGGUGCCGCAAGUUCACCAACGGCCAGGUGACCUUCGAGACGUGGGGGCGGCUACGCUUUCUGGACUUCUUUAACGUGAAGAACGUUUACUUUGCUCAGUACGGCGAGCCCAGGGAAGGCACACGCAGGGUGGUGCUCAAACGCCUGGGCUCCAACGCCGAACUCGCAGAGAUCGACCAGAAGAUAUGCAAGAGGGCGACGGGGAAACCUCGCUGCGACCUCGUCCAAGCCAUGUACAAGACAGAGUUCGCCCGGCUCAACGGGGACGUCAGGUUGCUGACCCCAGAGGUGGUGGAGGGCUGGUCGGACUUGGUGCACUGCCCCUCACAGAGACUCCUCGAUAGGGUUGUCAGGAGGUACGCCGAGACCAAAGACUCCGGAAGCUUCCUUUUGAAGAAUCUCAAGGACACAGAGAGGAUGCAGCUACUGAUGACGCUUGCGUUCAACCCGGAGCCUUUGGUGCUGCAGAGCUUCCCCUCGGACGAAGGCUGGCCGUUCGCCAAGUACCUGGGCGCGUGUGGCCGCAUGGUGGCCGUGAACUAUGUGGGCGAGGAGCUGUGGAGCUUCUACAAUGCGCCGUGGGAGAAGCGCGUGGAUUUGGCCAAGCAGCUGAUGGACAUCGCUGAGCAGCUCACCAACAACGACUUCGACUUCGCCCUGUACCUGCUCGACGUCAGCUUCGACAACUUCGCCGUCGGCCCACGGGACGGGAAAGUCAUCGUCGUCGACGCGGAGAAUGUCAUUGUGGCCGACAAGAGGCUGAUCAAGCAGAACAAGCCGGAAAACUACGACAUUUGGUACGAGAGCCGCUACGAAGAAUGCGAUAAAGAAGCCUGCCUCUCGUUCUCCAAAGACAUCUUAUGUUCACGCGUCACCGUCGACCACAACUACUACGCCAUCUGCCAGAACUUGCUGUCCCGCUUCGCCGCGUGGCGUGGCACCACUGGCGGCCUCCUCCACGACCCGCCCUCCGACGUGGUCCGGGCCGGACAUCUCGCGGCGCUGCUGGACGAAUGCGCCAGGCCUCAGAUACGCUACGGACGCUUCCAGGCAGCCAAGGAACUGCGCGAGUAUCUCACACAGCUAACGGAGCAAGCUAGCACUAAGAGGUAGUACUCGGCGAAAGGCGGACUCAUACCGCCACAAGGACACCAGGGAUACGAACUCGGCCUCGUUGAAGCGGCGGAACUUGGAGACAUUUCGUUAUCAUGGGUUUACUUUGCUUUUUUGUUUUGUUUUUUGGGGAAUUGCUGCCUGCUGAAUGCUGUAGCUUUGACAGAUGCUAAUUAAAGGAGUUUUGCAAAUGGGCCUGGCUGAGAGCACUGGGUGAAGAGCUGAGGAAGUGUGUGUGUGUGUGUGUGUGUGUGUUGUGCUGAUGCUAAUACAGGAGGCUUGUUAGCGGUAAUGGGGGUGUGCGAGGCCCACUUGCUCCAUCUGGCCUCUGAUCACAAUCCUCUAAUGAGGUUUAUGUUUAAUUUAUAGGGGCUCAUGCAGAGGAACGACCCCAUAGCAGAGCCUGGGUUUUCCAUACAAGGCCUUGUUUUGUUUUUAGUAUGUGUGUGUGAGUGUGUGUGUGUGCAUGUGCGUGUGAUCUUGUGAUGUCUUGUGAACCCCUGUCGGGUUUUUUUUUUUUUUUAUAAGGUUUUUAUUUUUACCCAUCCUUAUUAGGACUCAUUAUUAGAAGCCUACGAGUUUUGCGGAAUGACGAAACUGAGAUACUAAUCACAGACACACACUGAAAUCAAUCGUUUACAAAGGACUUAAAAACUUGCUGCUGCUAUAGAAAUCACAUAACACCGAGUUAUUGGAUAUUGAUAUAAAUCAUGUAUAAUUAUCCGAUAUAGAAAUAUUGAACUUUUAAAUUCAUUAACUCCCGCUAGCGAACGUUUAGUACAGCCGUACCACAGUAUACGAAAAUUUCAGGAGGCGAGUUCUUCCUAUUGCGAAACACAUUGUUCCAUAGGAAAUAAUGUAAAUGCAGAUACUCCGUUCCAGCCACCCAGACAUAUUACCAAUAUUACCAAUUUUCAACACCACAAUUAUAUUUUCACAUAUAAAAACAAUCAAGACAUUUAGAAAAAACAUGACAUUAAACCUCACUUAAGAUUAAUUUAUGAUUCCUCUUGGCACCGACUGCUUUAAACCCAAACUGAAAGCGGCUCAGAUUUCUUCUUGCUAGCAUUCCUGAGACCUCUGAUGCUACAUCCUUAUAAAAAAAACACAAAGUAGUAAAACCAUGUAACUCACAUCGAUCGGCUUUCCACUUUUGAAUGGCUCACUUGUAAGCCGAAAAUGCUUCGUAUGCCGAGGCAAAAUUUACAUUUCUUAAGGCAAAAAUCUGUAAUGCGUGGUGUCCAUGUGAAUCCGAAAUAUUUUUAAAUGAGACAGAACACAACUGAGGUUAAAACAGCAGAGUGGAUCGCGAAAGGAAAUACCAAAGAAAUUUUGCAUUAUAAUAAGUAAUUUUUUGUUCUCCAGGUCCUAACUGUGUAUUCAAACAAACCCAACGCAAUUCAGAUUUUUAAUUCUUUUUUUUUUUGUUAAAUGAAAUCAAGUAACACUCGCACUAUGAAACUAAAAACAACAUCAUCAUAAUGAGGUGACUUGUUGCACUACAUGUUCUAAUGUUGUGUUCUGUCUCUAAACACCCUGUGUGUGUGUGUGUGUGAGAUUGUUCAGCUCCUGGCUCACAUUGUUUCAAGGCCUCAUUUCGAGCAUUUCCUCGGUGUCCUUCAAGGCUACUCCGUAAAUGUGGUCUUACUGUGCCUUCAGUCUUUACAACUCAAUAAGAACAUUAAAGAAUAUUAUUAAAGGCAAAUCUACACGUUUAUUUAUU
Messenger RNA from Clarias gariepinus (North African catfish), 3653 nucleotides. RefSeq names its product divergent protein kinase domain 2Aa (gene dipk2aa). The transcript has 4 exons. The record is from RefSeq and is a predicted model, not a curated record. Bases 632 to 1930 code for a protein of 432 amino acids. Lineage: Eukaryota; Metazoa; Chordata; Actinopteri; Siluriformes; Clariidae.